Messenger RNA from Orbilia oligospora ATCC 24927, 927 nucleotides. RefSeq lists its product as uncharacterized. The coding region runs from base 1 to 927 and encodes 308 amino acids. NCBI's taxonomy places the organism in Eukaryota, Fungi, Ascomycota, Orbiliomycetes, Orbiliales, Orbiliaceae. The record is from RefSeq and is a predicted model, not a curated record. The transcript has 2 exons.
AUGGCGCCAAACACAUUCACUCUAACACCCUCUUCAAUCUCCCCUGCCGCUUUCGCAAAUAAGCAUAUUCUCAUCACCGGUGGCUCCUCAGGAAUCGGUCUCUCAACCGCCGAACUCCUUCUCUCCUUCUCUGCCAAGCUUACAAUCCUCGACCUCAACUCUCCUCCCUCAACCUCAGCCCUGCAUAAUAAUAAGUCUGUAUUAGUCAUCACUGGUGACAUCAGGGAUUGGAAAUACCAACGCGCAGCUUUUGCUCAAGCUGUUAAACACCAUGGGGAAUUGGAAGGUGUAUUUGUAAACGCCGGUAUCGGCGAGAAUUCCGAUGUCUUCUUUACAGACGAAUUGGACAAAGAUGGAGAAUUGAAGGAAAUUGACCAUAAAGUACUUGACAUCGAUAUCCGAGCUGCAGCCGACACCACCAAGCUGGCAAUUCAUCACAUGAGGAAGAACAAUGGUGGUAAAGGCAGCGGUAGCAUCGUCCUUACCGCCAGUUUAGCCGGAUACCUUGCCUCCAAGGGAUUACCACUGUAUAGUGCCGCAAAAUUCGGUAUCGUUGGUCUCAUGAGAUCCCUCAAAAAUGACGUCUCGCGACUCAACAUCGCAAUUUCCGUCGUCGCUCCAGCAAUCACAGUCACCCCACUCCUCACCAAAGACGGUGCUCUCACACUUGAUUCUGAAGUUAGCAAGAUGACAAACUUUGGUGUUCCGCUUAACAAAGUCGAGACAAUCUCCACAGCCACAGCGUGGUUAUUAUCUCUCGGCCAGAAGAGCAACGGCAAGGGUAUCCUAUGUCAAGCAGAUAAGCUAAUCGACAUCGAGGAAGGCCUCGCCACAAGCAGGACAGCUUGGUUGGGUGAUGAGAUGCUGGGAUACUUCAGAAACGGCCGGGGCAUGAAGGACUUUAGCAAGUUGAAGUCCAAGAUCUAA